AUGCCCCAUUUAAAAAGCGCCGCUCCAAGUAUAUGGCUGAGACAACACCAGCACCACCAGACCACCUGCUUUGUCCGCUGUCACCCAUUACACGCCACUCCAGAAGACUCCCUCCACCCGCUGCUCCACACCCGCUGUGGUUCCCUGCUGCCCAAUGGUGUGGUCUACUCACCAUGCCCUCCCUUCCUGCCAGCCGCUGCAACACACCAUUGCAGUUUUGAAAACAUAUCAUCCCCUGAGGCAUCUCCUGUUCACAGGCCAGAGUCCAUCUCACCUGAGCCAUGUCUUCAGACAGACUUUGAAGUCCCUCGGCCUCAGUUCCCCGACCUGUCACUCCCCUCGAGCCUGGAGAGCCCUAUGGCCAUGACCUCAGAUGACUUUUCCCUUCCUGGAUGUCCUUCAGGCCCAGAUUCCCUAGGUCCAUCAUCUGUGGGAACCAGUUCUCUAAAUCCAGUGUCCUGUCCUUCAUCAGACCUGAACCCCCCAAACAGGGAGCAGGCCUUCAGGACAGAGUUCAACCUCAUAUACACCUGCUCACCCCUCAAUGCAAACUUGGGGAACCCUGUGGCCACUGACUGCCGCCAAUCCCAGUCAGAAGGAGGCUUCUCCCCUGCAGAGUCCUUCCACAGUUCCAUAAGUGGCCAGGGGCUAAUGGGAGAUAUUGGUCCGGGUUCCAUGUCACCCUAUGGGGAGCCUCAUUAUGGGGAAGGCUAUCCAGACAGUGGCACACCUCCUCACACCAGCAACCCACCACAAAAGAGGAAGAGGGCCAACCAGCAUACCAUUAGUCUGCUGACAGGGAAGCCAGAUUACCAGGCUAUAGCUGUAAGAAGCGAAUACAAGCCAGUACAAAAUAUGGUGUCUUUGCUGGAGUACCGUAAAAGGAAGCAGAGCAGUGGUCGUGACUCUGAGCCAACCGGCAGCAGCUCCUCUCUGGGCAGCAACCCUACCCGUGUCUCCCACUACAGCCAGGACUCCCAUCAUCCCCACUCCCAUCAGCAGAUGCAACCCCUGGCCUCCUCACACAGCUCCUUCUCUUCCUCAGCACACACCAACCCUGUCCCACAGAUAGAGGAGGUCAGUCCUCCAGACCAGCAGGGCUUGCAGUCAAGAUGCCAGGACAACAACAACCAGUGGAUGGUUCCCACUACUGUUGAACGUCUAAGGGAAGGCCAGGGUGUUUUGGAGCGAGUGCUAAGAAGCAUCAAGAUGGAGCGUCUUUACAAGAGGAGUGAUGGCUCUACAGAGAAGGAAUUUGACGCGGAUCGAUAUGAGAUGCAGGCAACAUCCGUGCCGUCUCCCAUUAAGAGUCCACACAGAUACAGUCCUUCUGUGUACUCAAACCAGUCAUCAGAAAGCCACCGGCAGACCAACAGCCCAUCGUUCCGCCAACAACCCUCCAACUCUCCAUUCCGGGGUUCCUAUAGUCCCUCUUCAGGCCAGAGCCUCUACACACGCCACUCCUCCCACCCUGGACUACCCCAGGACCACCCUCCAUCCUCCUACUCCAGUCACUCCCCCACCACCGCCUCAUCCUCAGACUCCAGGCCACCAGCAGGGUCUCUACACCAGCAGAGUGGCAGCAGUAACGUGGACAGAGGCCACAGCUACAGCAGCAGCCACUUAAAAGCGAACCUUUUGAAUAGUAGUGGCCUGGCAGGGGCUCCAACCCCGGUAUCCAGGGCCCAUGGGCAGACUAAAAUAGACUCGGGUGCCCUGGCAUCCAGAGGAAGUCAGCAACAAGUAUCUCACAGCCUGAAGUCGGCCAGCCCAGGCCAGGCAACGCUGCAGGCCAGCUCCAGGCUGCUGUCGGCCUCUGGACCGACACACUACCCACAGCGAGGGACAAGCAUCAGCCAGUUCCAGCACUCCCCCUUACAGGGACCCGGAGAAAAAAAUGACUACAUUCUGCACAAAGCUAAUCACUGACUUUGAACAUCAUUAUGGAAUCAGUGGAAAAAGAUUAUUUGGAAGACACAUUCACAAAAAAACAAGAAAUCAUAUGUAACUUGAAAUUGUCCCCAGUGUUUCCUGAUGUGCUGGACUGUGCAAACAGGCUCUAUAACGUCAGAAAGUAAAAACUUCCACAUGUCUGUACAAAGUUAUAAAAAGCUGUACCUGUCAUCAUGGUUUCCAGGUUGGGAUUUAUAUUUACACACACACACACACACACACACACACACACACACAUACAUAUAUAUAUAUAUAUGUGUGUGUGUGUGCCUGUGUGUGUGUAUAUAUGUGUGUAUAUAUAUAUAUAUAUACACACACACAUAUGAGUCUGUGCUGCAGUGAAUAAGUAUUUGAAUGGAAAUGAUGCCAGCAAAGGUGUGACAUAUUAAUCAUCCGUUCUAAAGAUGUAAUACACAGAUGGGGCGCAGGGGCUUUUCCUUUUAUAGGGUCAUUCCAUGAUUGCCAGCCUCUGUGUUCUCUCACUAAACAUGAAAACAGCCUUUUUUUUUUCCCCUCAAGGUUCUCUGUCUGUUCUGUUUUUGGUUCUCUUCUGUUCUCUCAUCCCCACUGGACUGUUUUGAUUUUACUUUAGGACUACUUCAUCGUAGACUGUACUUGUACUUGAGACAUACAGGUCUUAUGGUUCAUGGUGCUGCAUUCUUGUUUUCUUUUUUUUUUUUCUCCAAUAAAUUUGAAAUCCAGUUAUGUUCCCCACAUAUGACUGCAUUCAUCUUGUCAUUAUAUCAGUUCAAAUCAGUUUUAUUUUUCCUCCAAAUUCAUACUGAUCAUAUAUUAUAUUGAUGGAAUGCAGGAACAAAAUUAAGGGGUGAAUAAUCCAACUUUAUUCUAAAAUGUUAGGGUUGACUGUUUUUAUCCUGCAGGAUCUCUUUAAAUAUAUAGAUAUGUUUUUUUUUCUGACCAAUCCAUUACAUUCCGCGUGACACCAAGGAAAACUGGGCAAAGAAUUCUCUGAGGGAAUGUUUGGAUUGUUUAUAAAAACCUAGGUAAAAAAGCUGCUAUGUUCUCCUGUGAGAGCUGCUUCCCCUUCCACAGAUUGCUGUAUUUUUAUUAUUCCUUGUAACUCUGAUCCUUACAAACUGACUUGUAAGAAAAAGAUGGUACUCCUGGCCCCUGCAGUGGGACUUCAAACCGACAUUAAACUGACAGCUGGGCAGCAGUAGGAGUUGCUCUCCCUCCUCCAAAACUUUUUUUGGACCGGAUGUGGAAAAUCACUGCGCUUAUGUGGAAGACUUCAAAGGACCAAGGGCCCAGUCAUAUGACUGGACCCCACCUGCCACUACACCAACCACCCCUUCCCCCUCAAGUCCACCAAUACACAGAAGGGUACUCAUGUUACAUGAAUGUUUGACAGAUUAAAAAAACAAGUUGUGACCCAAAAUUAACCAGCACCUUAAAAUGAAAGAGAUACACCCUAAGACACAAUAGGACAAUAUGUAUGAUUGUGUUAACUUGUAUAGAAAGAAAUGUGAUAUAGACUUGUAUGGAGAAAAUGUAGUACACUGAUUUUAUCGCAUGAUAUUUGUUUUUAGGGUCUGAGUGACCAACUUUGUCAAUGGUUGGAAGCCAAUCGUUGGGUCUUUUCCUGAGUUCCUCCAAAAACCAGACACUGCAUUCUUUUUGUUUUGUUUUGUAAAGAUCAUUCUGUUGGUUGUGUUUUAUUUUUACACAGAUCAUAGUAGUAACUAUUUCAAUUGUUCCCCUUCAAAAUGAUUUAAGAAGCAGGAGAUGUAAUGCCUUUUGAUAAUAAAAUAAUCAUGAUGGUAAUGUA
This is a messenger RNA of Lates calcarifer (barramundi perch), 3742 nucleotides long. RefSeq names its product histone-lysine N-methyltransferase SETD5. NCBI's taxonomy places the organism in Eukaryota, Metazoa, Chordata, Actinopteri, Centropomidae. Bases 1 to 1929 code for a protein of 642 amino acids. The transcript has 9 exons. The record is from RefSeq and is a predicted model, not a curated record.